UAAGGAGGAUUUCCGGUACAUGCUGCGGCAGUGAUAGGGGAAGAAAAGUCACGUUACUAGUAGGCUAGUCUGGCUGCUAGCUGCGGUAAUAUGAUGGCCCCUUCUCCCGGAGAGUUCAGUGAGCAGCAGUCCCAGCAGCAUAAGAAUGUGCAGACUCCAGGAGUUGGUUAUAUCCCCACUGAAGAUGAGAGAAGAACCUUUAGAGAAUGUAAUUCCGAAAGCUUUUGGUACAGAUCCCUUCCAGUCUCUGCGGUAAGCAUGAUUCUUACACAGGGCCUUAUUUCCAGAGGAUUGCUUACAUCAUCUUCGAGAUUUGGCUCGCUUCCAAAAGUGGCAUUUGCUGGCUUCUGUGGAUACAUUGCAGGAAAAAUUUCAUACAUGAAAACCUGUCAGGAAAAAUUUAAAAAACUUGAGAAUUCACCACUGGGAGAUGCUAUUCGUCAAGGAUACAGACCUUCACAGGUUUCUCCAAGGGGUAAUGAGUUUUCUGAAGAAAAUGUGUCUGCUUCACCAGUCAGAAGUUCUUCUCCAUUUGCGCCUCAGUUUUCAUCCAGUCCUUACUCGAGUAAGCUGAAUCCUGCAAACGCCCCCUUUAGUUCUUCAAUGAGUGAAUCUCAGGUUACAGGAAUAACUGAUGUUGUCACAGAACCUGACCCUUAUAUUGAAGAAACCCAGAAGAGUAAACCAAUGACCUAUGAUGAACUGAGAAACAAAAAUAGAGAGACCUAUGAGAUGGCUUUGACCCAAAGAGCUGACUCUUCUGUAAGAUCCUCUCCAGACAGAAAGCCAAGGAAAGAAGUUAAGACGAACAAGUAUGGAGAUGCAUGGGAAGAAUGAAAAAAAAAAAACAUUAAAUGGACUACUCAAGAAAUCAACUGUUUUGUGUUGCAAUAUAAUAAAUAAAAAUGAAAUCCAUUAUAUGUGUGUUGUGAGUAAUAAUAAAAUCAGUAUAUCUCUUAA
Messenger RNA from Bombina bombina (fire-bellied toad), 960 nucleotides. RefSeq names its product OCIA domain containing 1 (gene OCIAD1). NCBI's taxonomy places the organism in Eukaryota, Metazoa, Chordata, Amphibia, Anura, Bombinatoridae. The transcript is spliced from 8 exons. Bases 91 to 837 code for a protein of 248 amino acids. Gene Ontology annotation, cellular component: endosome. The record is from RefSeq and is a predicted model, not a curated record.